AUGAAAGAGAAUCGGGUGGCAUUUUCUGUGGGUCUAACCGACAAGAGACGCUGUGUUGGUCCAGUGAGGACAACGGCAAUAAAUGUGGUCUAUCAGAGCAUCUUUAUCAACAUUGGAGAAGCCUAUAACUCUACCACUGGUGUGUUUACGGUGCCACAGUCAGGCGUGUACAACCUGGCACUAACUGUGUUCAGCGAUGCAGGGUCACCAGGCACACCACUGGCUGUUUGCACCAGUAUCAGACGGAAUGGUGUGGCACUAGCAGCACUUAGAGAGAUGUAUGUUCAAGACCAGGAAGACCAGGCCACUGCGGUCUUACUCGUGGAGCUCCGCGUUGGGGACCAUGUUUCCGUCAGUCUACAGGCUGGCUGUUGGCUGUGUGAUGAUCAGAACCAUUAUAACACAUUUAGUGGAUUUUUGCUGUAUGCUACAGAGUAGGGCAAACACACAGGCUCUCAUGCUUAUAUCUCACAUGAUUGUGCCUAUGGCAAUUUACAAGAAAGUACAAAGUUUAAUGAAUGGUUUAUGUAAUGCAACCUGUUUUGAACUCACAGAAUAAAUACACUGUCAUGUAAGAAACUUUGGAAUUACAAAAAC
This is a messenger RNA of Myxocyprinus asiaticus (Chinese sucker), 597 nucleotides long. RefSeq names its product complement C1q-like protein 4. NCBI's taxonomy places the organism in Eukaryota, Metazoa, Chordata, Actinopteri, Cypriniformes, Catostomidae. The transcript has 2 exons. Bases 1 to 438 code for a protein of 145 amino acids. Gene Ontology annotation, molecular function: protein binding. The record is from RefSeq and is a predicted model, not a curated record.